AGAGAAGAGAAAAGAAAAGAAAAGAAAAGAAAAGAAAAGAAAAGAAAAAAGAAAAGAAGAAAGAGAGCUCACCAGAUUGAUAAGGACUCCAUGCCUUGAACUGAGGAAUAUGAUUAGCUUCACUAUCUGACCCGAGAGUAAAAGACUAAUAAGCCAACAAAAGAAAGAAGAGGUGCCCCAUUGCAGAACAUGCCCAGGAUGGGUGCCCGCUCACACAGCUCCCCACACCAGCGUGGUCUCUGUCGGGAGUCGCGGGCCCUGCAUUUUCAAGAUGGGACUGCAGAAUCCAUGGUUUCACCUCCUUCCUUCGACUGUGUCCUGCUGUGGCUGCUGCUACUCACAGGGUCUUUGGAAGGGGUAUACAUAGCUGACGUGGGUCAGAAUGCUGAUCUGCCCUGCACCUACACUCCCAACCCUUCUGAGGAUCCUGUGCCUGUCUGCUGGGGCAGGGGAGCCUGUCCGGUGUUUGAAUGUCAUAGUAUGGUGCUCAGCACAGACGGAAGGAACUUGAAAUAUCAGACAUCCAACAGAUACCAGCUGAAGAGGACUAUCCACAAAGGAGAUGUGUCCUUGACUAUAGAGAACGUGACUCUAGCCGACAGUGGGAUCUAUUGCUGCCGGAUCCAGUUCCCAGGCCCAAUGAAUGAUAAAAAAUUAAACCUGGAGUUGGUCAUCAAACCAGCCAAGGUCACCUCUGCUCGGACUCCAUGGACAGACUUCACCGCAGCCUUUCCACGGGUGCUCACCACCAAGGAACGUGGCACAGAGACUCAGACACUGGAGGGCCUCCAUGAUAAAGAACACACUCAAAUACCCACGUGGGCUACUGAGUUACAAGACGCUGGUGCGACCACUAGAAUGGGAGUCUACAUUGGAGCAGGGGUCUCCGCCGGGCUGGCUCUUCUCCUUAUCACUGGUGCUUUAAUUCUCACAUGGUAUUCUUAUAGCAAAGAGAAGUUACAGAACUCAAGCCUCCUCACUUUGGGCAGCCCCCCUCCCUUGGGGUUAGCAAACACAGGAGCAGAAGGAAUGCGCUCGCAGGAAAACAUCUAUGUCAUUGAGGAGAACAUAUAUGAAAUGGAAGAUCCAUACGAAUACUACUGCUAUGUCAACAACGAGCAGCAAUCCUGACAACCUAGAGGUUUAACCCUUUAUGUACCACCAGAUCCCACGACAUCAUUUUUGAGCAUAGUGUCGUCUUUGAAAACUAUGAAAUGUGUCAAGUGAUCAGUUUUAGAGACUCUGUCCGUGGCCACCAAGCAGAGCUUUUACACUUUCUGAUGAUAAUUAGCUCCCAGAGGGAGGGAACGGUGACCUGCCCUGCAGUUGGCACAACAUGACUUCUGAGUUUCAGCCAUCAGGGCUACCCAACUCAAAGACUACUAAUUGGGACAUUAUAGCUCAAAUGGGCUUUUAUAUAGAGUAGGAAUUUUUAAUAUGCAGUCCCCGA
Molecule: messenger RNA, 1450 nt
Organism: Neogale vison (American mink)
Lineage: Eukaryota; Metazoa; Chordata; Mammalia; Carnivora; Mustelidae
Gene: HAVCR2
Product: hepatitis A virus cellular receptor 2
Exons: 8
Coding region: 190-1131 (313 amino acids)
Source: RefSeq, a predicted model, not a curated record